Messenger RNA from Drosophila hydei, 1013 nucleotides. RefSeq lists its product as uncharacterized. The record is from RefSeq and is a predicted model, not a curated record. Lineage: Eukaryota; Metazoa; Arthropoda; Insecta; Diptera; Drosophilidae. The transcript has 2 exons. The coding region runs from base 326 to 991 and encodes 221 amino acids.
UAGUUAUGUCCGAGAGUAGAGUAAAUAUUUAGGUCCAAAAAUUAUGGCUUGUUAGAGUUGAGUUUAAUGAAACGAUAAUUAGUUAUGAAUUCGAGUAUGGAAACACUUACGGGGUCCAGUGGAAAGGAAGAAAACGGAAGCUUGGUACUGGAUAAUAUGUCCAAUGUGAGUUGGGCUGCCUACAACGCUUUUCGCUGUGAUCUGGCCAAGGUGCAGAAGACUUUCAGUAGCUGCACUCAGACGGAGUUCACCGAGGAGGUUGGCACAAUAACCGAAUUGCAGUUGGGCUGCAAGUUCCCAGCCAGAGCUCCAGCUCAACAAGACAAUGGACAAAACUAAUAGAGACGCCACCGAACCAUUGCCACACUGCUCGACAGGGUCUGCCAGGCAAACUAAAGCCAUCGAGUUCAAAAAGUCAAUAACAAUUCUAUUCAAUGCCAAGGAAGAACAUGCUGUCCUUCGACUAAGCCAGUCGGACACAACCUUUGAGCGGAGUCCGAGCACUUUGUUGAGGGGUGCCAACCUCUUGCGGAGCAGCAAGUCAGUGCAAAUAACGCCCAAGUCGGCUGCCGUUGAACACGUAGCAACGGAUAUUUCAGAAUCUGCUACGACAGUAUUGCCAGCUGCUUCGCGAACCUCGACUACAUCAGCACUCAAUUACAAUGGCAGCGAAUCCACCAUUGGAAGCGCCGAGCUGACUGUGACUGAUUCCCAUUCCUCGGGCUAUACGACGGAGACCAGCUAUCGCACAGCCACAGCUGGCAGUAUUUAUAGCCUGGGUAAUUCCACUUAUCAGCGUAUACGACGUCAUAAUGUGGAAAACUAUAUACGUGAGAUACAUGUAGGUGUGGAAGCCAACGCAACAGAGGCACAAGUUCAGGCAAUACGCGACGAUCUGCGCGAUCUGCUAAGCAACGAGGUAGAUCUGAUCCAUGAGACAUCUGGUGGGAGCAGGCGAGCCGUUUAUCUAAUUGCCUAUCAAUAUAUGUAGGCUGUAUAUCAAAUAUAAAAUU